AGCUAGCUAUUAUUAAUAUUUCACAUAUGUGGUUAAUAUUGAUGUAUUCGGCAAUGCUUUCAUCAUAAUCAAUUAGAAAAAUCUUUGGAUAUGCUCUGUAACCUUGAAAAUUGAAUAUCUCCAAGCAAUCAUAACCAUAAAAUUGGAACCACACUUAACCACUUCAUCUUUGAUUGUAUUUUCUUGAUGGGUUCAUUAGGUGCCUAUGUGGAGAUGGACACUGAUGGGGAAGCCAAUGGGCUCGAAUAUGAGUGCUUGCUCUUUGAUAUGGAUGAUACUUUGUACCCAUUGAGCUUAGGUCUCAACUUGGCUUGCCGAAAGAACAUAGAAGAGUUCAUGUUGCAUCACUUGCAUAUUGAAGAAAGCCAAGUGCCAAGGAUGUGCCUGGAAUUGUACAGAGAAUAUGGAACAACAAUGGCUGGUCUGAAGGCUCUUGGUUAUGAGUUUGAUGAUGAUGAGUUCCAUGCUUUUGCUCAUGGAAGAUUACCUUAUGAAAAACUGAAGCCUGAUGCUGUACUAAGGAACCUUCUACUUUCCAUCCCACAAAGGAAAAUAAUCUUCACUAAUGCUGAUAAGGUACAUGCAGCUGAAGUUCUGAAAAGAUUGGGAUUGGAAGAUUGUUUUGAAGGAGUCAUAUGCUAUGAAACUCUUAAUCCUCCUGUUGAAACUGCUAAUUUCAAGGAUACUUCAGACAAUGAUGCAGUACUUGCAGGAGGUGAAGCAAAGCUCAAUGAUCUUAAUGAUGCUGACAGAAUCAGGCCACUAAUCCUCUGUAAACCCUCUUUGGAGGCCUUUGAAGCUGCGAUCAGAAUUGCAAAUGUUGACCCCAAGAGAACAAUAUUCUUUGAUGACAGUGCUAGAAACAUUGCAAGUGGGAAAGCAGCAGGCCUUCAUACAGUCAUUGUAGGGAGCUCAGUCCUGGUGCCUGGUGCAGACCAUGCUUUGAGCAGCAUCCACAAUAUCAGAGAAGCAAUACCCCAGAUAAUAUGGGAGGGCGAACGAGAGCAACAGGAACAGAUUAUCCAGUCCACUGCAGUUGCAACUGUUGUCCUUGCUUAGGUUUCUCCUUCAUUCACGAAGCAUUCAAGGGUACUGUAAAAUAUCAUGUUGAUUCGCAAUGAACCAUUCUCAUACUUGAUAUGUUCAUGUACAAGCCAACCCCAUAGUUGGUGACCUUUGAAAAAGGAAAAUAUGGUUACAAUGGGUGUAACACAAACAGUAUUUAAACUUAUGAGCACAUAAUAGUAAUACAUGCACUUUCAUCACCAGUCUUCAAAGCAUUGUUGUGGUUUCUCUGCACUCAAAUGAAUGAUUCUGUAGAAAUUAAAAUGGUACCACCAUAUUUAAUUCCAAAAACAAACUUAUGACUAAAUUUGACAACUAGUUUCCAAGAUUUGAGACCAAGCACAGGAGUCAACGAAAGUCA
Messenger RNA from Manihot esculenta (cassava), 1426 nucleotides. RefSeq lists its product as uncharacterized. Bases 187 to 1059 code for a protein of 290 amino acids. The record is from RefSeq and is a predicted model, not a curated record. NCBI's taxonomy places the organism in Eukaryota, Viridiplantae, Streptophyta, Magnoliopsida, Malpighiales, Euphorbiaceae. The transcript is spliced from 8 exons.